UCCUGGCAGGUGGCAGCGGAGCAGAAGCUGCUCUCAGUGUCUGUGUGCCCAGCCGAGGAGCGCUCCUGUCCCGGCUCGUGCUCGCCCUCCGCUUCCGCGCCUCGGCUUUCCGCACCUCCAAGGGGGAGUGGGAGUGGGAGGCGAGGGUCGCCGCCUCUGCUCCCGGCUCCAGCUCGGCGUCUGCCGCCGCCGCCGCCGCCGCCGCCGCUCCUUGCGGGCCAUUGGCUCUGCACGCUCGGGGAGUCGCACGGCUGAGCUCCCGCUCUGAACCCCGCGCGCGCCUCUCUCGGAGUUGUGCUCGGGGGAAGAAGCGGGAGGGGCGGCUCGGGAAGAAGGAGCUCCAGGAGAAGAAAACGCGACAGGAAAGGGAGGGGGGGGGAAGCAACUUCGGACGGAAAGUUGAUUCGAACUGGCAUAGUAUGCAAAAAAGGGGAGAAGUCGAUGACUAGCGGCAGCAUAAAAGUGUGAGAGGCUUCGGUGGUACCCAGGAGGCGGGCGGUUCCUCCCCGGCCCGCGAUCCCUCUCCCUCGGCUGCGGCAGCGGCUGCAGCGGCUGCAGCGGCGGCGGCGACUGGCGGAGCUUCACCGGCACCGGCGGCGGCGGCAGGAGUCGCAGCGGCGGCGGCAGCCACAGGUGCGAAGGGGCGAAGGGGCGCCCGGGAGGCGAGAGGGCGUCCUCGUCCCCCUCCCCCCUCCCCCCAACCUCUCCCACCCCUCCCCAUCCAGCUUGGGACUUCCACUCAAGUCACCUUUCUCCCGCCCUCUCGCCCUCCCUCCCCAGCGGUAGCCACAGCAGGGAGGAGGAGGAAGAAGAAGAAGAGGAGGAGAGCUGCCGGACGCUCGGCGGCCCAAGGGAGUUGGGGUUCGUAGGGGGUCGUUUUCGGCUCUGAGGAGGUCCCCGCCCAACCUUCAAAAUUUUGUCCAAAAGCAGACAAGAGGAUCGCCCCGCGCUGAGCCGGUUGGUGGGCAGCAGGAGGCGCCUGAUCGCCGCCGGGGCCCUGGGGGUGGUGAUGGUCCUGCUGCUGGUCAUCCUCAUCCCGGUUCUGGUGAGCUCGGCGGGCACGUCGGCGCACUACGAGAUGCUGGGCACCUGCCGCAUGGUCUGCGACCCCUACGGGGGCACCAAGGCUCCCAGCACGGCGGCGACCCCAGACCGGGGUCUCAUGCAGUCGCUGCCCACCUUCAUUCAGGGGCCAAAAGGCGAAGCCGGCCGGCCGGGCAAAGCCGGCCCCCGCGGACCUCCCGGAGAGCCCGGGCCGCCGGGCCCCGUGGGGCCGCCCGGAGAAAAGGGGGAGCCGGGCCGGCAGGGCCUGCCGGGCCCCCCUGGGGCUCCGGGGCUCAACGCGGCCGGGGCCAUCAGCGCCGCCACCUACAGCACGGUGCCCAAGAUCGCCUUCUACGCGGGCCUUAAGCGCCAACACGAAGGCUACGAGGUCCUCAAGUUCGACGACGUAGUCACCAAUCUGGGCAACCACUACGACCCGACCACGGGCAAGUUCACCUGCUCCAUCCCUGGCAUCUACUUCUUCACCUACCACGUCCUGAUGCGCGGGGGGGAUGGCACCAGCAUGUGGGCUGAUCUCUGCAAAAACAAUCAGGUCCGGGCCAGUGCUAUUGCUCAGGAUGCCGAUCAGAAUUACGACUACGCCAGUAACAGUGUAGUUCUUCACUUGGAGCCAGGAGAUGAAGUCUACAUCAAAUUAGAUGGAGGAAAAGCACAUGGAGGAAACAACAACAAAUACAGCACGUUUUCUGGAUUUAUUAUUUACGCGGACUGAUCAUUCAGAAACUAAGCUUAUCUCUUUCGAAUCUGAGCACUGGAUCCGUAAUGGUUCACGGAGCCUGUGAAUCAAGAAUCCCAGUGGAUACCAACAGUGGGGCACCUCAGUAGUGUGUGUGUUGGGGGGAGGGGGGAAAUCAAAUGCUACCUGACUCACAUCUGUACAACUCAGAAAAACAAACAAACAAACAAACAAACAAACAAAAAACAAAAACUUUAUGUUAAAAAAAAAGUUAAAAGCAAGAUACGCAGAUGUGUGAUCCACUACCGCCGCCAAAGCAAAUAUUCCUUAAUGUUAGUGUCCAUGUGAAUGAAGUCCUAUAGAGAUCACAACUUUUUAUAGAAAAAAAUCUACUACACUGAAUUAUUUCUUCAUUAUAUAUGAUACUUUGGUGUAUUAUGAUAUUGCUGCUUUUAUCCAUAUGUCAGCUUUGGUUCUUGUGAGUUUACCUGCUAAUUAUGAUACUUGGAGGCCGCUUAUAGUGUGGUAAGGGCUGAUUUUAAGGUAAAAAGGAAAGAUUUGAGGGAAAUCAUAUUGUUUCUUUCCAAAGAAAUUGUUUGCCUUGUAUUUUUGUUACUUUUACAUUUAAACCUAGGAAUGAUUCAGCUUUAAGCCUUAACCUGGAAUGUUCUAGAUUUGGGGGGGGGGGGGAAGUAGUUCUCAAGCUUUGUAUUAUUGCCAUAUAGUUUAAUAUUUAUUAAUUUGGUUUCCCCCUCCCUCUAUUGAUGUUUUUUAAGAAACAGAUCUAGAAUAUGACAUUGAAUUGUCCUGUAAAUGUGCUAAGAAGCCUGUGUAAGUUUUUACAGUGUUUAGAUAGCUUCAUAAUUGUUCAUCUUGUCAAUAUACAUAUUGAGUCCAUAUUAAAAAAAAUCUAUACUUCCUUCAAAAGGCUCUUCAGUAUAAAUCCAGAGUGCAGUCCUCUUCCCCAUCCGUACCCCUCAUACCCAGGGAUGGAACAAAAGAUUAUUGAUGCACAGAGGCUUAACUUGAGCCACUGCAUGAAUUGCCAAGGGGAUAGUUUGUAAUGCCUUCAAACCCUUACUACAAGUUUGUAGCCUGAGGUUAUUUCAAAAUUAACAGAUAAACAUAUUAUCAAUACAACAAGAUGUAUAUAUUUUAUACACAAUAUAUGUUAUAUAUAAUAUGUACAUUAUAUAUAAUGUAUAUAUAUUAUAUGUGGCUUAGGCACAGUGGAUAGAGACUAGAGAAAUACAUUUUUGAAAAGCAUACUACAUAUGAUAUUUGAAUUAUUUUGAAUGUCAAAUAUAUAUGGAAUACCAAAACAACAGUUCUUAGUGAAAAUGGCUCCUGUUAAGAAUUUUAAAAGAGUAUAUUAUUUUGCAUAGGUUAAAGAUGGCCUGGAGCACAUUUUCCUUUCUAUUGGACCAUUCUUGUCUUAUUCAAACCAAGAGUUUAUCCCAGAGUCUGUGGUAGACUAUUAACAUUAGGCUUACAGUAACAAAGUGGCUUUGCCUUCAAUGUUGAUAUAUUACAUAUAUUUGAGCCAUCAAUUUGUUCUUGUUUCAGAGGUGGACUAAAACUGACAUUAAUGUAGAUUUUGAGCGCACUAAGAGGCCAAAAUCCAGUCUCUCUGGUUAACACGUAACGCCAAAAGCCAUCUCUUUAAUCUACCAAGUGAAAGAUAUAAAGUACGCGUUGUCAUACGCUGAACUGUCAAACAAUUUCCCCCAUAAUGAUGAAAAAUCUAUUCCUUGCUAUUUGCCUUUGAAGAUUCUCUGACAAAUAGCUUUCAGAAACAGAAAUUUAAAAAUAUUUAACCCACUCGUUUCAUCGGUGAAGGAAUUGCCCAUGUUCAUUCUGCUUUUUUCAAGAAAUUAGUUUGUCCCUUUGGCUGCUCUUUUAGGACAGUUCCAUUUCAAGUCUAGGGGUUAUCAUUAUAGCUCAGCUAUGCUCCUUUUUAAGGAAGUCUCUAAGGUAGCUUAGCCAAGAUCUCAAAAAAGAAAAAUUGUUAUUCAUCAAUAUAUUUAUUUAUAGUUCCUGUUUUCCCCAGUAAUAUGCCCCAGUCUGGUCAAAUACAGAUGAAAAAGCAUGUAAUUGCUCACCAAGUGUCAUGAUUAAUCUACUUUGGUCUUUCUAAUGCUAAUCUAUUUGAUUUUUAAAAAAAAAUUAUUAAAAUGGACUUCCUUUCCACUUAAGGGACUUUCACAAUUGUGGAUAUGUAUGUUUACUACAGAGAAAAUUGGAAGCAAGGUUUGGAGAAGCUUUGUGUGUUUCAACUAGAAAAGUAAAGCAUUCAAGCAAAAGAUUUAUUUUAGGCAUAGAAUAUACCAAGGAGUUAAUAAAAGGACUUCAUUCCACGGGAGAAAAAAAAAACCAAAUCCAAACAAACCAAACAAACCAGAGCUGGGUACCAAGCUCUGAAAAUCAAGACUGUCAUUUCUAAUAGAAAUGACCUUUUCUUCAGACAAAUAAGCAUCGCUUACCCCUGUUUAGGCCCAGAGAAAAAUACUCAGAUAAAAAAGUACACAAAAGAAAUGAGAAAACGUAUAAGGCAAACAUUUCUUUUAUUUAUUUAUUUAUUUUUGCAUCAUAUCUUACAAAUCAAUUAAAUUGUGGCCUUUGUUAUACAUGUAACGAUGAUGAUUCAUUAAACUAUAUUAUGUAAUAUAUUCAAACUUUUAUUAUUGCAUUUUUAUAAUUCAGAGCAAUUAUCCAUGUGGUUCGUGUCUCACAUUUCCAAGAGCAUAAGAACAAAAUUCAGAACAAAACAGAUAUGGACCUCUGAAUGCAGUAAAAAGUGGGUCCUGAUUUUAUUGCUUGUAUAUAUGUAAAAGAGAGAGAAUACACAUUGGAUAUUUCAUUUAAAAAUAAUCUACAGCAUUUGUAAAUUGGUAAGCAUGUGACUGUA
Messenger RNA from Sarcophilus harrisii (Tasmanian devil), 4649 nucleotides. It is a transcript of the gene C1QL3, whose product is annotated as complement C1q like 3. NCBI's taxonomy places the organism in Eukaryota, Metazoa, Chordata, Mammalia, Dasyuromorphia, Dasyuridae. The transcript is spliced from 2 exons. Bases 1010 to 1777 code for a protein of 255 amino acids. Gene Ontology annotation, molecular function: protein binding. The record is from RefSeq and is a predicted model, not a curated record.